Sciurus carolinensis (gray squirrel) is the source of this 3671-nucleotide messenger RNA. RefSeq names its product charged multivesicular body protein 4C (gene Chmp4c). Gene Ontology annotation, cellular component: multivesicular body; cytoplasmic side of plasma membrane; ESCRT III complex. Bases 150 to 851 code for a protein of 233 amino acids. The record is from RefSeq and is a predicted model, not a curated record. The transcript is spliced from 5 exons. NCBI's taxonomy places the organism in Eukaryota, Metazoa, Chordata, Mammalia, Rodentia, Sciuridae. Gene Ontology annotation, biological process: late endosome to vacuole transport via multivesicular body sorting pathway; vesicle budding from membrane.
CAGGAGUGUGUGUCACCUGCCCCGACAACUUGUUGAUUCCCGGGAGCGUCGCCUGUUGGGUCUGGACUCUCUGGCCCCCCUGUCCCCUGGGCGCAUCCUUGGGGAGUUCCGGAGACGCCCCGGGACAGCACGACCCCCAACUCCACACCAUGAGCAAGUUGGGCAAGUUCUUUAAAGGGGGAGGCUCCUCUAAGAGCCGGGCUGCUGCCAGCCCCCAGGAAGCCCUGGCCCGACUUCGGGAGACUGAGGAGAUGCUGGGCAAGAAACAAGAGUACCUGGAGAAUCGAAUCCAGAGAGAACUCGCCCUGGCCAAGAAGCACGGCACGCAGAAUAAGCGAGCUGCAUUACAGGCAUUGAAGAGAAAGAAGAGGUUUGAGAAGCAGCUCACGCAGAUUGAUGGCACCCUUUCCACCAUUGAGUUCCAGAGAGAAGCCUUGGAAAACUCCCACACUAACACAGAGGUGUUGAGGAACAUGGGAUUUGCAGCAAAGGCAAUGAAAGCUGUUCAUGAAAACAUGGAUCUGAACAAAAUAGAUGAUUUGAUGCAAGAGAUCACAGAGCAACAGGACAUUGCCCAAGAAAUCUCAGAAGCAUUUUCUCAACGGGUUGGAUUUAAUGAUGGCUUUGAUGAGGAUGAGUUGAUGGCAGAACUUGAAGAAUUGGAGCAGGAGGAAUUAAAUAAGAAGAUGACAAAUAUCCGGCUUCCAAAUGUGCCUUCCUCUUCUCUCCCAGCACAGCCAGAUAGAAGACCAGCCACAUCCUCCUUUGCACACCGAUCUCGAGCAGCAUCUUCUAGGAGAGCAGAAGAUGAAGACGAUGGUAUCAAACAGUUGGCAGCUUGGGCUACUUAAUGGAAAGGGAAAUUUAUUGACACCUACAUCAAUGAACUACACAUGAGACAUAAAAAAUAUUUUUGCCAAGUUCAGAAGUUAACAAAGACCCCACUUUAUAUUUACACUGGAUGAAUAAUUGUUUUUUAAGCCUCAUAAGUAAAAGUAAAGAAAUAAGAUGUAUGUAGACCCAAAAUGAAGGAGGGAAAAGAGCCUCCUGGUAGCAUCUUAAAGGAUUCCUCCACAUUGAUGGUAGGGGACACACGUCUGUCCCCUCUGUUCACUACUAUAUUUCCAGUCCUUAAGUUGAUGUUCUCUCCGUAUUUGUUGAAAGCUGAAUCUAAUGACAUGUACAAUAUGUAAUAGUUUACAAGUCAUUUUUGAGGGACAUGUUUAGGAUAGCUGGGGAAAUGUCUUUUCCUAUGUGAAUGCAAGGUUGCAUGUUGCAUAUCCUUGUCGCCCAUGGUAAAUGUAAAUACGUGGCAUCUCUUUUAGGAAAGGCUUCUGGUGGGAAAUCUAUGAGUCUAUACAUACAUAGUUUCACUUGAGUCUUGCAGUUUAAAAUCUUAAAGGAGCUUUAAUUGACAUUUAUUAUGCCAAUUAAGCCUGGAAUGGGGCAAUGGAUGCAUUUCCCAAAAUGUCUGAAAGCACUAAAGGCUUACACUGCUGAGCAAGAAUCUCUGGGGUGUAAUUUAGCCACUUAGGGAACUGCGUUAACACUCCCAGGCCAUUAUGAUGCUGUUAUGGCUUCUGUGCGCUAAAUGUGAGUGUUCAUUCUUUUCUAUUUUUUGCUCUCUUGCACUUUUUUUUUUUUUACGUGUUCCAGGAUACACUUUGUAACUACAUAAAAAUAUUGACAAUUAAAAGUAUGUCCUGAAUAAAAUUUUGGCCAUAAUUUUUUUUAAAUGAAAAUAAAUUACAAGAUUAUGUAUUACUCUUAAAAUGCCAUAAACCAAAAAAUGACAAAUACCCUUAUAUAAUGUGUUUUGGUGUUCUCUACAUUUAUUAGCAAUAUCGUGGAAUGGGAAGAACAUUAGACCUGAAGGUAGGACUCCUGGAUUUCAGUCCCUGCCCUACAGAUGGUACAUAUCAUAAAUUCUCUGAGCCUUUGUUUCUUCAUUGGGAAAUCUAAGGACUGAGAUGGAUGAUCCCUAAUGUUACCAUUCUGCCACUGGCCUUUUGCAUAUGCGUCUUUCCUUGGUAAUCUUCCUAGUCUGCAGAACACUGACACUAAAUCUCCCUCAUUCCUUAAAUCCUAGUUAAAAUGUCCUCUGUUUGGGGAAACUUUUCUUAAUUUCCCAAACUAAACUAAAUUAAGAAACUUUUCUUAAUUUUCCCAAACUAAACGUGUCCCUAUUAUAUACUUUUAUAGCACUCUGCCCUCUCUCAUAUUAGUUUUCAUGAUUUACAUUACAUGUUUACUUGAGUAAUUUUUAAUUGUUGUUUUCUCCUGUUGGGCUGUAGUAACCAUGAGGGCAGGGACUGUAUAGUUCAACAGUCAAUCUUCAGAUCUUUGCAGUUUCUCAUAUAUAGUAGGCACUAAAUCAACAUUUAUUAAAUGAAUGGCAAUUAAAAAUUUAGAUGCUUUAAACCAUGCUAGAAUAACAUAAACUAGAUUUGCCUUCUCUCCUUAAGCCACUGGAAAACUGGACAGAGUACAUGGAACUAAAGUUUUCAUACAUUGGACAACAGAUAGCAUUGAAUGGAGAUUCCCACCUAAAGGAACCAAUCACAGAGGCACUUUCAGCGCCCUGGCUCACUCCUUUACAGGGAAGGGAAACUCAAACAACCUGAUAGUCCUGCUGAGUUUAGGAAAUUUGUGGAGAAGAAUUCUGGAAAGGAAGUUGCUAUGGAGAGAAGGGGAGAGGGAGAGAGCGAGUGCCCACGCCAGAGAGUGAGGGUGCCCUGGCAGGCAGGCAGGCGCUGUGGCCUGAAGGUUCACAUCUUCCCAGAAUCUAUGCAUUGCAGUUCUAACCCUCAGUGACAGUAUUAGGAGACAGGGUCUUUGGGAGGUGAUGAAUUCAUGAGGGAAGAACCCUCAGGAUGGGAUUAAUGCUCUGAUAAAAUGGGCCCAAGGGAGCUUGUUGAUGACCUUCAGUCAAGUGAGGACACAGUGAGAAGUGCCAACUCUGAACAGAGUGAACUCUCAUCAGAUACCAUAUCUACUGGUGCCUGGCCUUGGACUUCUCUGCCUCUAGAACUGUGGAAAAUAAAUGUAUGCUGUUUUUAAGCUCCUAGGCUAUGGUAUUUUGUUAUGGCAGGCCUCAAUAGGAAAAUGCAAUCUAUAACUAAAAGAAAAAUCAAACAGUAGGAACAGACCCAGAAAUGACAUAGGUGAGAGACAGGGAGAAUGUGAAAGCAGCCCUUAUACUCCAUAUAGUCACUAAAACAACUAAUCAAUGUCCUCCAUGAUUUUAAGAAAGGAGAGGAAAUCAUCAUAAUGACCACAAGGAAAGUAGAAAAAAUAUGCAUAGAUCAAGCUAUUUCUAUAUAUAUAUAUAGAGAGAGAGAGAGGAGAGAGAAUAAAAAAAUGCAUGAUCUGAAAAGAAAAAUAUAUGAUACCAUGGAUGGUAUUAAUAGCAGAUUAAACACUGCUGAAGACAGAAACAGAAAUUACCCUAAAUAAAACAGAGUUUAAAAAAAUGACUGAAAAAAAAGAAAAGAACAGAGCAAUAUGGGACCAUAUCAAGCUGUCGAUCAUGUAGGUAACUAGAAUCCUGGAAUGGUGGUGUUGGUCUGGGUGAGUAGUUUGUUGGGGGCAGUUGGAGGAGGAUAUAGGACAGAAUAAGAAAAAAAAAAAAAAAAAACCUUUGAAGAAAUAUUGACACCCCCCCCCCCAAA